Apus apus (common swift) is the source of this 1515-nucleotide messenger RNA. RefSeq names its product SRY-box transcription factor 12 (gene SOX12). Lineage: Eukaryota; Metazoa; Chordata; Aves; Apodiformes; Apodidae. Gene Ontology annotation, biological process: negative regulation of transcription by RNA polymerase II; cell differentiation; anatomical structure morphogenesis. The record is from RefSeq and is a predicted model, not a curated record. Bases 1 to 873 code for a protein of 290 amino acids. The transcript has a single exon. Gene Ontology annotation, molecular function: DNA-binding transcription factor activity, RNA polymerase II-specific; RNA polymerase II cis-regulatory region sequence-specific DNA binding.
AUGGUGCAUCGCGGCCCGCGGGGCCGGGGCGCGGAGGCUCGGCGGGAGCCCUGCGCCCCGUUACCGGCCCGCGACGCUGAACCGGCCUGGUGCAAGACGCCGAGCGGGCACAUCAAGCGGCCGAUGAACGCCUUCAUGGUGUGGUCCCAGCACGAGCGCCGCAAGAUCAUGGAUCAGUGGCCCGACAUGCACAACGCCGAGAUCUCCAAGCGCCUGGGCCGGCGCUGGCAGCUCCUCCACGACUCCGAGAAGAUCCCCUUCGUCAAGGAGGCCGAGCGCCUGCGCCUCAAGCACAUGGCCGAUUACCCCGACUACAAGUACCGGCCUCGGAAAAAGGGCAAGGUGGGCACCGGUGCGUCCCGCCCACGCCCUCCGGUGAAGAUCAAGCCUUCGGUGCUGGGCCGUGUCGCCACCGGCCGCCGGCAGCCCGCCAAGCCACCUGACACCCCGCAGGACCCCGCGCCGGAGGCGGCCACCGAGGACUGUGCCAGCACGCCUGCCUGGCACACGGUGCCCACCCGGGAGCACGGUCCCCUGGAGCCCCCGAGCCCUGCUGCCACCUGCCCUGAGCCGGGGAGGUCCCCAGAGAGUGGGUCCCCCUCUCCCAUGUCAGCUGGGUCCCCUCCCUCCUCCUUCAGCUCUUCUGAUGAGGAGCUGGAGGAAGAGCUGCUGGGGGUCCUGCCCGCGCGGGCCCCCACCGGUGCCGCCUGCGGCGCCCUGGACUGGUCCAGCUUCGACAAGGACCACGACCCCUUCCCACGGGGAGGCUCCUCACACUUCGAGUUCCCGGACUAUUGCACACCCGAGGUGACGGAGAUGAUCGCAGGGGACUGGCUCAUGUCCAGCAUCUCGGACUUGGUCUUUACCUACUGAGUCCCAAACUCUGCAGGUAACACUCUUUUUUUCCCCCUCGCCCCCCACUAUCAGGUUGUUCAAAACAAAACAAACAGAAAGCAAGCAAACAAACAAAAGAACCGAAACCAGCUGUUUACAUGCAGGAAUCAGGUAUUUUGCCUUCCAGCUCUGGAGGGCAGAGCUCCCUGCUCACCCCAGCCGUGGCACACACCCGCUCCUGGUCCGUCCGUCUGUCCGGCCCCGCCUCGCCACACGUGGCUGGUGCUGCUGCCGUUAAUUUGCCCGUGAAACGCGAGCGUCUGGUCGGGUUUUCAUUGUCAGGGCUCGGCCCCUUCCCCCUGCGGCUCCGGCUGCUGCGGUGCUACCAUGGCUGCUCCGGCCAUUCCCAUCCCUGCCGGCUGCUGCCCACGUUCCUGCUGCCUGCAGGAGCCCCCGCACCAGCCCCGGCUCUCGGUGCCCAUCCCACCCUCCCCAUUCCUCAGGGAAUGGCCGGUUCCUUUUGCUUUUUGACUACAUUUAAGGCACAGCUUCAAUUUUCUCCUCCUCCUCAUGGCAGCCCUUGGGGAGGGAUCCCCAGCUGUGCUGUGUCUGGGGAUGGCAGAGCCAUGCAGAGCCCCCUCCCCCUGCCCAACGCCCCAUUUUGCGGGGUCCCCAGGUCUG